CGACUAUGUUGUGGUCAGCAGUCCACGCCUCCGCGCUCAGACAGUGUUGAUGGAAACAGAAACAAGAGCUGAACUGUUGAAGAAAUAAAUGAUGUUUUGUUACAAGCCUUCUCCAGCUUAAAUGUGUUUCCAUAAACACAUCAGGACAUUCCACCAAGAGGAUAAGAAAAUGGUAUCCAGAAGGCUUUCCAGUACUCAGCAAACACCAUCUGGUACCCUCCACAUGAACACAUCUUACAGACAAACACAGAAGCCCAGCAACAAGAGAACUUACUGUUGCCUGGAGUGUGGGAAGAGUUCUACUCAACAGAGUGCUCUCAGAAUACACCAGUGCAUUCACACAGGAGGGAAGCCAUAUAAGUGUUCAGAAUGUGGGAAAAGUUUUACUCUACAGAGUACUCUCAAAACACACCAGCGGAUUCACACAGGAGAGAAGCCGUAUCACUGCUCAGAGUGUGGGAAAUGUUUUAAUCAACAGAGUAAUCUCCAACAACACCAACGUAUUCACACAGGGGAGAAGCCAUAUUACUGUUUAGAGUGUGGGAAAAGUUUUAAUCAACAGAGUUCUCUUCAUCGACACCAACUCAUUCACACAGGAGAGAAGCUGUAUCACUGCUCAGAGUGUGGUAAGAGUUUUAAUCGCCAGACUUCUCUCCAACAACACCAGCGCAUUCACACAGGAGAGAAACCAUAUUACUGCUCAGAAUGUGGGAAGAAUUUUAAUCAACAGAGUGCUCUCCAAAAACACCAGCGCAUUCACACAGGAGAAAAGCCAUAUCACUGCUCAGAGUGUGGGAAAAGUUUUAUUCACCAGAAUUCUUUCCAACGACACCAGCUCAUUCAUAGAGGAGAGAAGCCGUAUCACUGUUUAGAGUGUGGGAAGAGUUUUACUCAACAGAUUCAUCUCCAACAACACCAGCUUAUUCACACAGGAGAAAAACAGUAUCACUGCUCAGAGUGUGAUAAGAGUUUUAAUCGACAGAGUAAUCUUCAACAACAUCAGCGCAUUCAUAGAGGAGAAAAACCAUAUCACUGUUCAGAGUGUGGGAAGUGUUUUACUCAACAAAGUACUCUCCACCAACACCAGCGCAUUCACACAGGAGAGAAGCCGUUUCACUGCUCAGAGUGUGGGAAAAGUUUCAGGCAUUCAAGGGCUGUGACCACACACAAGUGUGCUAAGAGCAGCGGAGGAUCUUAACAUUCUGGGAGUGAAAGUCUCCAGGGAAUGGUGCUUCCAGCCCAGAUUUCAAACUGUUUUUAGGGGAAAACCGACAAUUGUUUAAGCUGUUUCUAAAAUUGAGCAUAAAUAUAUGCUUUUCUGUGCUCAACACCAAGUCAAACCUACAGCUUCUAGACACAGUGAGAAUGUGUGGUACAUUACAUUCUCCCCAGAAUUAGUUUCCUUUGUAAUAUAUGUUGAAAACAAUUGAGAAGUUACACAUUCAGUAACCAUUAUUAUUUUCAGAGACUUUUGUUUGGUGGUUGAUGGUAUAGGAGUUGGAACAAGGUAUCCCCAUCAUUGUAGAACUGGGUGAAAGGACGUUUAGGGCGUUGGGCUACCCUGAGAGCGACUCUUGCUGACAUUUUUUAGGAUGUGUAUGAAGGACACAUCUUUGUUUGACUGAACCUCACCAAUGACUCAGUGUUAUGUUCCUAAACUAAUCCAAGUCUGCAUAACAAUAGUUUUGAUUUGUAGUGAUGAAUCAAUAUGUGUGUGGAAUUCUGUUUGUAGUUUCCCUAAUUUACAUAUAAUUUGCAGAAAGGUAUAACUGCUCCCUCUUAGUUUAGCCUGCUUCUUUCUUUCUUUAAGCUUCUUUCUUUUGUUAAGCCUUUGUAUGUGAGGUUAUGUGUGUUUUUGUGUUUCUUCAUUUUUCUCUAUUUUUUAGUCUUUAAAUAAUAUUUCUUUUUUGCGUGUUCCUGUAAACCUGAAAAAAUCCUUGUGAUGAGGCAAACGUGUUGCCCAUCACCAGAGACUAUAUGUAUGUGUGUGUGUGUGUGUGUGUGUGUGUGUAAUACUUACCUGAACACCUACCAGUAAUACUCACCUGUUGUCUGUUUCCUAACACCAGCAGCAAAGGGAGGCAGAGCAGACAGAGCUCACUUAUGAGUGUGCCGGACGGCCCACGGCUAGCUCAUGAGAGGGGUGAUGUCUCUACCUAGGUUACAGAAGACAGAGUGAGAUAGACUAGUAAAUGUGCACAUCU
Molecule: messenger RNA, 2204 nt
Organism: Colossoma macropomum (tambaqui)
Lineage: Eukaryota; Metazoa; Chordata; Actinopteri; Characiformes; Serrasalmidae
Product: zinc finger protein 501-like
Exons: 2
Coding region: 122-1198 (358 amino acids)
Source: RefSeq, a predicted model, not a curated record